AUGUGGGAAGAUGACAUGAUUGUAUCCAAUUCCAAUUUUGAUACUAAUCUUGGAAUUCCUUUUGGUUCUGUGCUCAAUGACAUUGUUCGUUUUAGCUAUGCUGCGCAUCUUGUGCUUGUAUUUCCUGUAGUUUUCUAUGGAUUAAGGGUCAACAUAGAUGGUCUGAUAUUUACCUCAUCAAGAAGGCCGUUGGUUGCCGAUAACUUCAGAUUUGCAUCAAUUACUAUCGGUCUUGUUGUCUCUAUCUUCCUAGGAGCAAAUUUCAUACCUAGCAUUUGGGAUAUUUUCCAGUUCACUGGAGCAACAGCUGCUGCUUGUGUAGGAUUCAUAUGUCCAGCUGCAAUCACUCUUAGGGAUAAAUACAACAUAGCAACUAAAACAGACAGGAUUCUGGCUGUCCUUAUGAUAAUCCUUGCAGUCUUGUCAAAUGCUGUGGCUAUAUACAGUGAUGUCAUUGCCUUGACCAAGAAGAAUAAAACUUAA
This is a messenger RNA of Lathyrus sativus (Indian pea), 483 nucleotides long. Lineage: Eukaryota; Viridiplantae; Streptophyta; Magnoliopsida; Fabales; Fabaceae. The record is from the annotation of a GenBank genome assembly.